This is a messenger RNA of Gaeumannomyces tritici R3-111a-1, 1848 nucleotides long. Its product is annotated as acid phosphatase. Gene Ontology annotation, molecular function: acid phosphatase activity. The record is from RefSeq and is a predicted model, not a curated record. The transcript is spliced from 9 exons. Bases 1 to 1848 code for a protein of 615 amino acids. Lineage: Eukaryota; Fungi; Ascomycota; Sordariomycetes; Magnaporthales; Magnaporthaceae.
AUGGCGACGACCUUGACGCGCUCUAGACCCACCCCGGGCCGUGCAGCCGGAUACCAGCCCGUGUCCGCCGCCGAUGACGACCAUGACGCCCCCGACGACGCCACCGUCGGCGCCGGUUCGCCCCUCAACGGUCCCCCCAAACAGCUUCGGCUGUCUAGGAGGGUCGUGGUCGUGGUCGUCGUGGCCUGCGUGGCCCUCGGCCUGGCCGUCAAGUUCGUCGUCGACGGCUCGUCCGUCUUCGCCCCCGUCGACGCGGACGCCGUGUCCAAGGGCCAGUGCCACUGCGCCCCGUCGCCCGACGUGCCACAGUACUUUCAGACCUCGCCGGAGCUCUGGGCCGGCCCGACGGCCACGGGCAAGGCGCCCUUCCUCCGCCAGACGGUCACUUUUGACCCGACGGCCACCUACGUGCCCAAUGCUCCCCUGCAAACGGCAAUCCCCAUCCAGGGCAUGACUCCCGAUAACACGAGCAUCUUUCAGAUGAUGGGCUACCUGUCUCCCUACUCACCUUCCCCGGGCUUCGGCGUUUCCGAAUAUUCACUACCGCCCGGAGCAGAAAUCUUGCAGGUCCAGAUGCUAUCACGUCACGGCUCUCGAUACCCCACAAAAGGGGCAAAUGUCGUCGGUCUUGGUGACCGAAUCCAUUCAGCCAAGAAAGACAAGCAGUUCAAGGCCUCCGGGCCUCUGUCUUUCCUCAACGACUGGAAGUAUCAACUGGGCCACGAAAUCCUGGUGCCACGAGGCCGACAAGAGCUCUUUGACUCGGGUAUUUUACACGCAUACAACUACAUAGGUCUUUACAGCCCGGCGUCCAAAAUAAUCGUUCGGACUACGACUCAAGAUCGCAUGCUCAAGUCGGCCGAGUACUUCCUGGCCGGAUUUUUCGGCCUAGAAUGGACUCGCAAUGCCACCAUCGAGGUCAUCAUUGAACAGAAAGGGUUCAACAAUUCCCUUGCCGGCUACCUCAACUGCCCGAAUUCUCGGAAGAGCGAGCCCGGCAAUGAGGCCGCGAACAUCUGGAUCGACAAUUACCUGCAAAAUGCGACGGCACGACUCCGACCCAUGAUCGAGGGGUAUAUUUGGACCAUCGAAGACUCGCUUGCAGCCCAAAAUCUUUGUCCAUACGAAACUGGGAGUGCACCAACUCAUGGGGAAGAUAUAUAUACUGUUGCCUAUGGCUUCAGCCGCUUCUGCGACCUGUUCACCUACGAAGAGUGGAUAGGGUUCAGUUACGCAAUCGACCUCGGAUUUGCUGGGAACGCUGCUUUCCAGUCACCCAUUGGGAGGGCGACGGGAAUCGGGUAUCAACAAGAGGUGAUGGCGCGGCUCAAAAAUCACACGCUGGGUUACUCUGGGUCCCAGAUCAACGUCACGCUGGACAACAAUACCGAAACGUUCCCGCUCAACCAAACGCUGUACUUUGACUUCUCCCACGACACCAACAUUGUGUCAAUCCUCACAGCAUUUGGACUGCGCCAAUUCUCGCAGCUGCUCCCGCCGUCGUCCUACCCGGGCAAGCACAACUUGACCAUUUCACACAUUGUGCCCUUUGGGGCGCGGCUCGACAUUGAGAUUAUCCGGACCCCCAAGCCGCUGGCGGCCGACCGAUCCGGGUACGUGGAAGGCGGGGAGACCAAAUACGUGCACUUUGUGCUGAACCAGCGCACGGUGCCGCUAGGAUGGAGUCUCCCAGAGUGCGACGCCUCUCGGGUCGACGGCUGGUGCGAGUUCGAGGCCUUCGUGUCCUCGCAGGAGAAGAUGGCCGGACUAGCCAGGUACGACCACGCCUGCUUCGGCCAAUGGGACGACAUGCCGUACGGAUCGGUUACGGAUGGCUCACCGCCCUAA